Messenger RNA from Acanthopagrus latus (yellowfin seabream), 1682 nucleotides. RefSeq names its product programmed cell death 10a (gene pdcd10a). Gene Ontology annotation, biological process: regulation of Golgi organization; positive regulation of MAP kinase activity. The record is from RefSeq and is a predicted model, not a curated record. Gene Ontology annotation, molecular function: protein kinase binding. The transcript is spliced from 9 exons. Gene Ontology annotation, cellular component: FAR/SIP/STRIPAK complex; Golgi apparatus. Lineage: Eukaryota; Metazoa; Chordata; Actinopteri; Spariformes; Sparidae. The coding region runs from base 394 to 1026 and encodes 210 amino acids.
ACCCUGUCACAGCCGACAGCCGAAACACUUGUCAAUUAUUGCAUUUUUACUUUUUUAUUCCCGCCGUUUUUUUAUCACCAUGUACUUAGCUAGCGAUGUAGCGCUUGUUAGCUAAGGACGGAGUUGAUCACCUGCUCUAAGAUGCUAAUCUCACAUUAGCGCGUUAACUCUACCUGUACUUCGCUCUUUAACAUUAUCCACCUCCUCGUUGUUGCCUCGUCGCCUCUCUUCUGUUCACUGACAGCGCUCUCAUCCAGCAAUAACAUUGGAGAGGGUGUUCCUUAUGCAGGUGCUUGUCUGUUCCCAUUCUGUCAGUCCCUGUGAGUGAUCGAAUGCAGUGAAACUGGCAUCACUGACCAGUCACACACACAAAGGCCCAUUGAUUGGUCAAAGAUGACCAUGGAGGACACGAAGAAUGAAGCUGACACUGCCUCAAUCGUCUCUAUGGCUCUCUACAAUGUGAUGUAUCCUGUCUUCAAUCAGUUGGAGAAAGUCAAUUUAUCCGCAGCGCAGACCUUAAGAGCAGCUUUCAUAAAGGCAGAGAAGGAGAACCCGGGACUGACCCAGGACAUUGUCAUAAAAAUACUGGAGAAGAAGCACUCAAAAGUCAACUAUAAUGAGAGUCUCCUUCGCAUGGCUGCAGACAAUUCGGAAGAGUUCUGGAUCGACAGUCGAGAGCCUGACUUGCAGGAGCUGAAUGAGAGGGCCCGAGCUCUAAAACACAUCCUCAGCACCAUACCAGAUGAGAUCAAUGACAGAGUAGACUUCCUACGGACCAUCAAAGACAUUGCCAGUGCCAUCAAGGAGCUGCUAGACAUAGUGAAUAAAGUCUUCAGGAAAUACCACCAUCCGAACAGAAUGGCACUGGAAAAGAAGAAGAAAGAGUUUGUGAAAUCCUCCAAGAGCUUCAGUGACAACCUCAAAACCUACUUCAAAGAUGGAAAUGCGAUAAACGUGUUUGUCAGCGCCAACCAGCUCACCCACAAAACCAACAUGAUCCUGCAGGCCUUCAAGACUGAGGUGUAGCAGCCCGAGAAGAUGCACGCACACACACAUGCACACGCACACAGAUGUUUGUAUUAGCAAGUAGGUGCUAUGAGGCUUUGUAAUUUUUAAGUUUAUUAUUUUUGUCUGUAUAAUUUAUGAUUCUGUGGCUUUGAGGGGAGAUCAGGUAGUUUGAGGUUCAAAGCAAAUCAAGUUGACAGUAAUUGCCAGGGAUUUUUAACUCUCUUUUAUGUUGUUCUUUUAUCAGAUUCUUAAGUCGAUAUUUCUUCAUUCCUUUAUAUAUAUUUCCCUCUGUGUUCAGCACUGCGUAGCUCUGAAAAGGUUAGGGUUAGGGUUAGGAAAAAAAAGUUGAGGAAAUAUGUGAUUAUUUCCUUUGCCUUAAAAGUUUGACGAUUGCACAAUUCUGAAAAAGUACAAAGAAAUCAUUCACUUUCAAGAUACAUUCACACAUUUAUUGACUUUUUUUAUCGUAACAUAUAAUCUUGAUCUGUAUGGUGGUAUCACAUACUUUUAACUAAUAUCCUGUCACUAUUAGCAUGCAUCAUAUUCAACUUAAAUCAGAUAUCAAGGUCUGGAGAAACCCUCAGGAGGACUAUAUUCACUGUCUGUAUACUGUUGUAUGUACUGCUUCACCCAGUGCUUCAUAAAUCAUCACCAUCCAGGUGAGCAGUACCUCA